AUGGCUAACAGCAAGUAUGAGUACGUGAAGUCUUUUGAGGUGGAAGAUGAGAUUAUGCCACCAAAUGUCAUUGUUGUCCGCGUGGAUGGGCGUGACUUUCACAGGUUCUCUGAAGUGCACGAAUUUGAGAAGCCGUAUGAUAAGGAAGCAUUAGAUCUAAUGAGUAUGUGCGCAAAGGCCAUUUUAGAGCAAUUCCCUGAUAUUAUGUUUUCUUAUGGUUUCAGAGAUGAGUAUAGUUUUAUAUUUAAAAAAGCAACCAAAUUUUACCAGCGUCGCGCCAGCAAGAUACACUCACUUAUUGUAUCUUUUUUCACGUCUAUGUAUGUCACCAAGUGGAAAAAAUUCUUCCCACAAAAGGACUUGAGACUUGCUCCUUCUUUUCAAUCACACAUUAUUGACUGUGCAUCCGUGGAGGUUCUUCAAGCUUAUCUUUUAUGGAGACAACUUGAAUGUCACUUGAAUAACCAGUAUGAUACUUGUUUUUGGCAGCUGAUUAAGAAUGGUGGGAAAAGGGAAAAAGAAGCAGAAGAAAUGUUGAAGGGAUCUCAGAAGCAAGUAAUAAAUGAAUUGUUGUACCAGUACUUUAACAUUAACUACACAAAAGAUAUUCCAGAAAUCUUUCGCCAGGGAACAUGCGUUCUCAAAAUAGAGGUUGAAGAUAUUGUGAAGUACAAAGAUGAUGGAGAUCCUGUCAAAAGACAUAAGAGGAAGGUCAUAACAGCUCAUUCGAAAAACAUUGCAUCUCGAAGUUUUUGGAAUGGUCACUUGUGCCUGUUGAAGGAGCUAGGCGAAUUCGUUAAAGAUUUAAACAAAAUCGAAUCAGAUUAUGUUAGAUCUUUCCAAUAUAAGAGCAAGUUGAUGCCAUUCACUUGGAUUGUUAUUCGCAUUGAUGGUUGCCAUUUUCACAGGUUUUCUGAAGUUCACGAAUUUGAGAAGCCCAACGAUGCGCAAGCUAUCAACCUGAUGAACUCAUGUGCAACUGGUGUGCUAGAAGAGUUUAAGGACAUUAUCUUUGCUUACGGGGUUAGUGAUGAGUAUAGCUUUGUUUUGAAGAAAGAGUCUCAGCUCUAUGGAAGGCGUGCCAGUGAUAUAGUUUCUGCAGUCGUAUCAUUCUUCUCGUCAGUAUACACUAUGAAAUGGAAUGAAUUUUUCCCACAUAAAGAAUUGAAGUAUCCACCAUAUUUCGAUGGUCGUGCUGUUUGCUACCCUUCACAUGAGAUUCUUCGAGAUUAUCUAUCAUGGAGACAAGUUGACUGUCACAUCAAUAAUCAGUAUAAUACUUGUUUCUGGAUGCUUGUAAAGUCCGGCAAAAGCAAGAGUGAAGCACUAAACUUCUUGAAGGGUACUCAAACUCAGGAGAAAAAUGAACUUCUUGAUCAGCUCUCCGGUAUCUCAAAUUACUAUCAGACAUCACGACCCAUGUUCCGCCAUGGAUCAUCAUUUUGCGCUGAGGUGCCAAAAAUUACUCAUGCGAUGUACAUCAGAUGGUUGCGCAAGAUAUCUCAACACGCGAACUUGAGCCUUCUCGAAAAAUAUAGAGUGAGAGAAGAGGAACUUUGUUUCAAACAAAAAUGGGUAGAAAAAUGGCAUUUCAGCCAUGGCGAGUGCUGUUUGGGUCGGGUUUUGCGAUUUGAUUUACGCGAGUGUUGUUUUCCUUCACAUGCCCGACACGCUCGUGUGGACGGGUAUGGAAAGGUUGGCGGGCAGGGUGAGACCGGUGGAGGGCCGUAUGAAAAAUGA
This is a messenger RNA of Striga hermonthica, 1740 nucleotides long. NCBI's taxonomy places the organism in Eukaryota, Viridiplantae, Streptophyta, Magnoliopsida, Lamiales, Orobanchaceae. The record is from the annotation of a GenBank genome assembly.